Messenger RNA from Medioppia subpectinata, 1017 nucleotides. The record is from the annotation of a GenBank genome assembly. Lineage: Eukaryota; Metazoa; Arthropoda; Arachnida; Sarcoptiformes; Oppiidae.
AUGUUUGGUAGCGAAGAGUCUAUAAACAAACUUCUCGUACGGAAUGUGUCGACCGAUUGGUCUCAGUUCGCGGGCCUUCCCUUCGCCUUUGACUUCGAGGCCCGAUUCGCGCAAAUGUUUGGUAGCGAAGAGUCUUUAAACAAACUUCUCGUACGGAAUGUGUCGACCGAUUGGUCUCAGUUCGCGGGCCUUCCCUUCGCCUUUGACUUCGAGGCCCGAUUCGCGCGUGACUUUCACCGCCAAUGGCUGUACCAUCACUGGUGGGUCUCGAUAUACGUGUGCGUCCUAUACGUGACUCUAGUACUGGUCGGCCAACACGUGAUGUCCCGUCGGCCCAAACCGCUCAGCCUUCGAGUGGCGCUCUUCUGUUGGAACCUAUUCCUGGCCUUCUUCUCAAUCGUCGGUACCAUCAGAUGUCUGCCGGAGUUUGUGUCAGUGAUCCGCACCUCUGGUCUGGAGUCGUCGUAUUGUGUGAGCUCCUACUACGACGACGUGCGGCUCACCUUCUGGUACUGGGUGUUCGUGUGGAGCAAAGUGGUGGAGUUGGGCGACACCGGGUUCAUCAUCGCCCGCAAACAGACACUCAUACCUCUGCACUGGAUUCACCACGUGUUGACGCUGUCGUACGCGUUCUUCGUGAUCGGUGAGGCGCCGGCCAGCGCCCGAUGGAUGGUCAACAUGAACUUCACCAUACAUUCACUGAUGUACAGCUACUACGCCCUGAAGGCGAUCCGAGUGCCCGUUUCGCGUACGAUAGCGAUGGCCAUCACCACCGCUCAGAUCCUUCAGAUGGUGUUCGGUUUGUACAUAAACUUCUUCGCCUUCCACCAGAAGUGGUCGGGCCGUCACUGCGACACAUCCAUCAGCGCCUCGGCCUCCGGUCUGAUCCUCUACGCCCUGUUCUUCGCGCUGUUCAUCAACUUCUUCGCCAAGACUUACGGAAAUCGUUUUACGCUGAAGUCAAUGAAACGACUCCUUUCCGGCGCCGCAAAGGAUGUGCUCAAUAAAGUCGACUAA